GUGUAGUCCAACCCAUAACGUACAGGCCCAAUGUAAAACUGAGCCCAAGACCGUCUCAAAGAUUCGGCUCUGUAACGUUGCGGACAGACGAGAACGUCCAUCACGAGCUGAUUGAUUUCCUCGAUUAAUUGGCGGAGAGGCUUUUCUGGAAGAGGGAAUGGAAAGCAUAGUUGUGGCUAAAUCUGCAAAAGUUGGACCAUAAACUGAGGAAUUGAAGCAUUAGCCAGACCAAAAUCCACAAUGUCAACUCUUACUUUUCCCCACAUCCUUCCUGGAAGCUUUAAAUUUUUUAAAUCCUCAAAUGUGCUCCAUCUCAACUUCCCUCAAAUUCAAAUUAGACACCCCUCUGUUUGCUGCACAAAAUCGACUCCAUGGGAACCUUCUUUACCAGUCACAUAUGCUCCCACUGAGACUGCUGCUGACAACUUGUUGACGAAAACCACCAACAUAUUUGAUACCCUUAGUUCUGAGAACACAGCUGAAGUUGCAGUAACCAGCGCCAAAGAGCUCACCAACACAAGUAAUCAGCCAUCGGUGCAGCUUCAGUUCCUCAAAUGGCCGAUGUGGCUUCUGGGCCCUUCUCUCCUACUUGCAACAGGCAUGAUUCCGACCUUGUGGCUCCCAAUAUCUUCCAUCUUCCUUGGGCCUAACAUAGCCAGCUUGCUUUCAUUGAUCGGACUUGAUUGCAUUUUCAAUCUUGGCGCAACCCUUUUUCUCCUCAUGGCUGAUUCCUGUGCCCGUCCAAAGCAGCCAACACAGGCGAGCAAGAGUAAAGCUCCUUUUACAUACCAAUUUUGGAACAUGGUUGCUACUGUAACAGGAUUUAUUAUUCCUUUGAUGAUGCUAUAUGGAUCCCAAAAGGGUUUCAUUCAACCGCAACUAUCUUUCAUCACAUCUGCUGUUCUAUUGGGUCCCUACUUUCUGCUUCUGUUCGUACAAAUUUUGACUGAGAUGCUCACAUGGCAUUGGCAGUCACCCGUUUGGCUGGUGACCCCUGUUGUGUAUGAGGCUUACCGUGUGUUGCAGCUGAUGAGGGGGUUGAAGCUUGGGGCUGAACUCAGUGCGCCAGCAUGGAUUAUGCAUGUGAUCCGGGGGUUGGUAUGCUGGUGGGUGCUGAUUCUAGGUGUGCAGCUCAUGAGGGUGGCUUGGUUUGCUGGUUUUACUUCUCGAGCUCGUCAACAACUGACUUCUUCUGCCGCUGAUAGUUAGGAAGGCCUAAAGAUCAGUAGAAUUGGGUUCCUAUACAGAUAUUUGGGUAUACAAGUGAAUACAUUGUAAAUUCAAGUUUGGGUGGCUCAGUUACCAUGUACUUCACUUCAUUAAUAUUCAUGUUUGCAGACAUCUAGCCAUAUACACACAAUAAUUAUAUAAUUAUUAGAAUUAAAUUGUAUUUUGUCUGAUAA
Molecule: messenger RNA, 1403 nt
Organism: Carya illinoinensis
Lineage: Eukaryota; Viridiplantae; Streptophyta; Magnoliopsida; Fagales; Juglandaceae
Exons: 2
Coding region: 241-1209 (322 amino acids)
Source: RefSeq, a predicted model, not a curated record